UUUCUUCGUCAAAUAAAGAAACUCACCAAAGAAACGCAAUUCUCUCGGAAUAGCAAAUCACACCCGACCAAUAUAUAUCUUGUACUGGCAAAGAAGUUUAUGAAUGCUAGGAGGCACUACUACUGCACAGAUUAAUCAUGAGUCUUCCACAAACUGCAACUAGCCCUCCUCCACAUCUGUAUCCACAGGAACUUCAGCUUAAGCUUUACCAAGCCUUCAUAUUCUCAAUUCCAAUACUCUUCUCCAUCAUUCUCUUCCUCUUGUUUUACUUGUUCUACCUUAAGAGAAGGGCUUCCUCUCUAUCUUCCUCUUCUCACUUGCUUCCAAGGACCAUUGCCAAUCCACCAACCACCACUCCGUAUCAUUCCUCACCUUGUCGUUUGGAUCUGACCCUCCAAUUCCUGGAUAAACUUCCAAGAAUUUUAUUUGAUGAGGAUUUGCUGGCAAGGGAUUCACUAUGUUGUGUUUGUCUGGGGGAAUUUGAGCUGAAGGAAGAGGUGCUACAGAUACCCUAUUGCAAGCACGUGUUCCACUUCGAAUGCAUACAUCACUGGCUGCAAUCAAACUCCACUUGUCCACUUUGUAGAUGUUCCAUCAUCCCCACUACCAAGUUCCUCAACCCAGCACCCCCUAUUAAUAUUAUAUCAUCAGACCCACCCCAGCAUGGUGCUAUCAUUUCGGACUCCCCAUUACAAUUGCCACCUCAGCCACAAGACCAUCAAGAAGAAGUUGUUGGUGCUUCCUCAAAUGCUGCUAAUUUGUCAAGGGAAUGAUACACAUUAAUUAAUUAGCUUGAUUGAAAUAAUGGUCAUUAAUUAAUUUGAAGAGAGUAUUCAGCUACACAUCAAGAUUAUGGAGUAGUUGUCUACAUUUUAUGAUAUGAAAUUUUGGUUUUGCCCUUUUAUUUCUACUUUAGAAUAUUCAGCAAGUUUGUCGAAUGUACUAUAACACAGCUUCGAUCUCUUGUCAAUUGUCAUGACCUUUCUGGAUUGGCUAUUCAAUAACCCCAAUUGCAACAACUUGUGAUUUUUCUUUUGCAAGAUAAGGGAAAGUGUAAAAGUACAUUGAGAUUAGCUAGCGAUAAAAAGGCAUCAAGUGUAUCAUUCAGUACUC
Molecule: messenger RNA, 1113 nt
Organism: Glycine soja
Lineage: Eukaryota; Viridiplantae; Streptophyta; Magnoliopsida; Fabales; Fabaceae
Product: probable E3 ubiquitin-protein ligase RHA4A
Exons: 4
Coding region: 138-773 (211 amino acids)
Source: RefSeq, a predicted model, not a curated record